UAAACAAAGAGUUGGGAAGGAAAGAGGAAAGAGCGUUGGAUAGGUUAAGGAUUGGGCAUAGUUAUUUAAGUGAACAUCUUUUAAGAUUGGGGAAACAUGAAGAUGGAAAGUGUGAAAAAUGUAAAGUAGCUGAAACAGUAGAACAUUAUUUAUUAAAGUGUGAGAAAUAUGAGGAGCAGAGAAGGAAAAUGGAGAGGAGGCUGAGAGAAAUGGAGGUAUAUGAAGUCAAUAUAAAGAAUUUGCUGGGAAGAGGGAAAGAGGAAGGGAGACUGAAUAGAGAAAGGAUACUGACGAAAUAUAUAAAGAAAACAGGAAAAGAAGGGAAGUUAUAAGAAAUAAAAAUGACAGAAAAAUAAAGUAAAACAAAGACAGACAAAGGACUACAGAUAGAGGGCGCUAAUCAUCUGAAAUAAUAGAUGGGAUGCGCCCUAUAGAUUAACCAGAAGAAGAAGACUAUGUGAUGAUCACAACCGGGCACGCCUACUCUAGUGACGCUAUCAUUUCGCUUCAGGAAAUCGAAGUGUUUGUUUGGUAUGCUGGGGAGUGAGAGGAUGUUGCGGUUGCUGAUUUUACAGGUUUUGAUCACCUACUGUUUAAACUAUUAGGUUGGGUUAAAAUGCAUCCUAUUAAUUUAUAUAUUUUGUUCGUUUACCUGCAUUAGGUUCUAAAACAGAGUCCAUUUUCUGUUUUAUUUUUAAAACUCGAGUGGAGCUGGAAAGUUACUCCUUGCAAAAGUAAAACGAGUCUGUUUGUUUUCAUUCUUUAUCACACUAGAAGUGCUGAUUUUAUAUGAAUGUUAAUUCUCCAGUAAAUAAAUACUAAAUUAAAACCAAACUAAAACCAGUGAAGAUGGACGUCAGUGUCUCCGUGUCGUUCUUUCAAGACGAGCUCGCCUCUACCAUCGAGCACGCAGUGAAAGCGGCUGUAGACACCGUCUUGUGCCAAAUCACAAAAGUUGUCGGCGACAAAUUCACUGAAUUCCGAAUGGAAAUGGCUGGAAAGGAGAAAGAGAAUGAAAGUCUGAAGCUGAGAUUGGAAAUAUCAGAGAGCGAGUUGAAAGCAGUGCGGGAAUGCAUGAACGCUGCAGAUGCAGACAUUAAACAACCUCUCAGAAACAUGAACCCCGACUGCAAUGAACAAGACUUUCAGAGGAACGAGAACCAGGGAUUAUUUCAAGAUCUCAAAGAAUCUGAAGCACAGGAGGGGCCAAGGAUAGAAGCAGUUCACACACAAGAGGAGUCCUUUGACCAGGAGUGGUGUGCAAGUCUAAAGCAGGUUACAGAGCUGACAUGUGUUAAAGAUGAAGAGGUCCCUCGACUGGAAUGUGUUCCUAUUAAAGAGGAAUUCAUAGAACAGGAAUGUGUCCCCGUCGCAGAGGAAGUUCCUACUGAAAAUAAUGUCUGUACACUUGAGGAGAACAACAAGCUGGGAUCCAGCCUGUGUGAUGAUUGUCCACCUGAAGGUGAACUGGGAUUUAGAGGAAGCACCUCGCCACCCGGAUCCUCGAUUCAGAACACAGAUCCCAAAGAGAGCCAUGCUAUACUUAAAUCUGAAGCACAGGAGGGGCCAAGGAUAGAAUCAGUUCACACACAAGAGGAGUCCUUUCACCAGGAGUGGUGUGCAAGUCUAAAGCAGGGUACAGAGCUGACAUGUGUUAAAGAUGAAGAGGUCCCUCAACUGGAAUGUGUUCCUAUUAAAGAGGAAUUCUUAGAACAGGAAUGUGUCCCCAUCAAAGAGGAAGUUCCUGCUGAAAAUAAUGUCUGUACACUUGAGGAGAACAACAAGCUGGGAACCAGCCUGUGUGAUGAUUGUCCACCUCAAUGUGAACUGGGAUUUAGAGGAAGCACCUCGCCACCCGGAUCCUCGAUUCAGAACACAGCUGCUAAAGGAAAUCGGAGAGGACGGGCUCGGAUUCCCUGUGCUGAUUGUGGGAAGAGUUUUAGUCGUUUAUCACAGCUUAAAGUCCACCAGCGCAGUCACACAGGAGAGAAACCUUUUUACUGCACUGAGUGUGGGAAGAGAUUCACACGAUUAGAAAGUCUUCAAUCACACCAGCGCAGUCACACAGGAGAGAAACCUUAUGACUGCAGUGAGUGUGGGACGAGAUUCAGUCGUUUAUCAAACCUUCGAAGACACCAGCGCCGUCACACAGGAGAUCAAAUUUAUCGCUGCACUGAGUGUGCGGCGAGAUUCAGUCGUUUAUCAAACCUUAAAAGACACCAGCGCAUUCACACAGGAGAGAAACCUUAUGACUGCACUGAGUGUGGGAGGAGUUUCACAUAUUCAAGUUCCUUCAAAAUCCACCAGCGGAUUCACAAAAAAGAGAAAUCUUAUCAAUGUACUGAAUGUCUGAAGAGUUUCCGUCAGUUAUCAAACCUGAAAAGACACCAAAAAAUUCACACAACAGUGAAGCCCUACCCCUGCCCUAAAUGUGCGAAGAAGUUCAGUCAGUUACAUGCACUUGAAGGACACAAGAGAAUUCACAGGAUUUAAGCCACUUGAGGACAUAGACACCAGUAAAUUGGACUAAAAUACAGAUAUAUUUACUGGAAACAAAAGAAUAAACUUGCGUAAUAAAUAGGGUUACUCCUAAUCACUUAAGAUCAAAAACGUUUACUCACAGAUGGAAAAUAUGAACUACUGCAUCUUGUCUGGACCGUUCAUCAUCUUGUAGAUCAUUCUGAUUUUGUUAUGUCACAUUAGUAAUCUAUGAAAUCGAUUUGUAACUGCAUCUGCAAGAUUACUAUGUGUAGAAAUGCAAAUAAAAUCGUCUAAGGGCAGAUAUUUUUUUAUCGUGGAAAACUAAAAUGUUUUUGCAAGUACUUGUUUUUUUCUCCUGUUGAAUUCUAACAUGAUUGAGAGCAUAGGCGCCUAACCCAUAGUGCACAGGGGAGGUAAACUGUAUUGUGCUCCUCUACGUUUUUGCUCCAUGUAUACACAGUGUUAUUCUAUAUAUUGUUAUGGUUUUGCCUUUUAAAUUAUUUAAAAUGUAAGAAAGGAAAGUCAUUCAGAAGACGGCAGAAGUCCUACACUGAUUUAAAAAAAAUAAAUAAAUAAAAGAACCAUACACACACAAUCAAACAGUCUGUAUAAGGAGGUUCAUGUUGAUGUGCGGCCAUGAACAGGUUUAAGUUCAACACCAACUCUAAGUAAAAUGUUGUUGCAGUGUGGUGGAGUACCUACUAACCCCUGUACAUAUUUUAUUAUUAUUUAUUUCUUAGCAGACGCCCUUAGCCAGGGCGA
Acipenser ruthenus (sterlet) is the source of this 3243-nucleotide messenger RNA. RefSeq names its product zinc finger and SCAN domain-containing protein 21-like. The record is from RefSeq and is a predicted model, not a curated record. The transcript is spliced from 6 exons. Bases 850 to 2493 code for a protein of 547 amino acids. Lineage: Eukaryota; Metazoa; Chordata; Actinopteri; Acipenseriformes; Acipenseridae. Gene Ontology annotation, molecular function: RNA polymerase II cis-regulatory region sequence-specific DNA binding; DNA-binding transcription factor activity. Gene Ontology annotation, biological process: regulation of transcription by RNA polymerase II.